AUGGUAACAACUCCUGACAUGUUAUGGUUGGUCAUCGCGAGUGGUGUAGCAUGUUUUUUUAUGGCAUUUGUGACAGGAGCAAAUGAUAUAGCGAACACAUUUAGCACCUCUAUUGGAUCCAAAGCAAUAACGAUUAAGAAAGCUUUGAUAAUUGCCUUCUUCUUUGAGGCAUUAGGAGCUUCCUUACUUGGUGGAACAGUCACAGAUUCUAUACGAUCAAAAAUAAUAAACUUUGAAGCAUUUUACGAUGGACCUGAAUUUCUGAUGUUGGGGAUGUUUUGCGCCCUCAUGGGUGCAAGCACGUGGCUAGCUAUAGCCACGUGUCUAGGGUUGCCUGUAUCGACAACGCACAGUAUAGUAGGAGCCUUGUUAGGCUUUGGACUGGCAACAGGCCACAGUAAGUCUAUUAAAUGGGAGAAAAUACACAGCAUAGUGAUAUCAUGGUUUGCAGCCCCCAUUUUGGCAGGAAGUUGUUCAGCAAUAGCCUUUACCCUAUUACGGCAUUUAAUAUUGAGGAGGAGAAAUUCAUUUCAGAUAAUUAAAAGAUCGUAUUGGUUCCUCAUUUUUCUGAUUACCCUACCGUUUAGUGUCUUCUUAGUGUUUCAUAACCCCAUAGUGUUAAAUAUGGAGUGUCGAAUGAAAAGGGACAAAGAGAUCGUCACUGAAAAGCCAUGUUAUAUUCAAGAUUGGAGUGCAGCCAAUUCUUUCCACUCCACGGUGGCUUCUCUGAUCAUUUCAACCCUCCUCACAUGCAUUGCAUCUUUGAUUAUCUACGUAAUAUAUAACAAGAGAUUGAAAGAUUACACUUUUCAGAAAAAUUUAUUCGGAGAUGACUUGAUGAAUGAUUUGGAGAAAAAUGUCAAGGACGCGAAUAGCAAGACGAUUUGUAACGUCAACAAUAGUAGCCUCAAUUCGGUCGCUUCGAAUGAGACGCAAGUUACCCAACAGAAGGGGGUUAGCGGAGCAACAGGAGCGGCGACAACCGCUGCGACAGCGGCGACUGUUGGAGGGGGAAACUCCGCUGGCUCUGGAUUGCACUGUGAAAAGAGGAAAAACCAAGGUGAACAGAAUUAUCAAACGGUUAUUAAUAUGAAAAAUAUGGACGGGAGGAGGGAAAUUCUGGAGAAGAAAAGUGGAAAUUUAGGGAAGGCUGGCAGUGGCAACGACAGUGGCAGUAGUAAUAUAGCCCAGACGGUCAUCGAAAAAUUUGACCAUGAGACAGAGAUCGUUUUUUCGUCGCUUCAGAUCAUUAGUGCCAUUUUAGGGGUAGUGGCUCAGAGUGCAAACGACACGGCUAAUGCUAUAGGUCCCUUUGCCGCAGUUUUUAACACGUACAAUAAUGGCAUUAAGGGGAAGCUAAAAGUGCAGUGGUACAUUCUUCUGUUUGGAGGUUUGUCCAUGUCCCUUGGUCUGUCCGUGCUAGGUUAUCGAGUCAUCAAGACGGUGGGAAUGAAGUUAAUUAAAAUUACUCCGUCGAGAGGUUUCACCAUUGAACUUAUUUCCGGGUUGGUGGUCCUAUUUUUUAGUAUCUGCGGUAUACCGCUUAGUUCCACCCAUUGUGCAGUGUCUAGUGUUAUUGGUCUGGGCCUCGUAGAGGCAAAGAUAUCGGAAGAAAAUAAUUCCAACGGUGGAGCCAACAACCAGGGGAUGAAGCUACCGGGCAAGGAAAAAUCCCAAGGGGAUAAGAAUGCAAAUUUGCCUGUAAAGAAGAACAGCUUGUUUUGCCUCUUCUCGUUUUUGAACACCUCUUGCGUGAAUUUGAAGCUCUUUAGGACAAUUUUUCUUUCCUGGAUCAUCACGGUGUCUUUUUCGGCGAGCGUAACCGCAGCGAUAUUCUCCUUUGCAGCCUACAGCCCGUCGUACUUUACAAAGCCGCCCGUAGUAGUUCCCGUAUAG
Molecule: messenger RNA, 1896 nt
Organism: Plasmodium inui San Antonio 1
Lineage: Eukaryota; Apicomplexa; Aconoidasida; Haemosporida; Plasmodiidae
Product: PiT family inorganic phosphate transporter
Exons: 2
Coding region: 1-1896 (631 amino acids)
Biological process (GO): phosphate ion transmembrane transport
Cellular component (GO): membrane
Molecular function (GO): phosphate transmembrane transporter activity
Source: RefSeq, a predicted model, not a curated record